Molecule: messenger RNA, 1093 nt
Organism: Durio zibethinus
Lineage: Eukaryota; Viridiplantae; Streptophyta; Magnoliopsida; Malvales; Malvaceae
Source: RefSeq, a predicted model, not a curated record
CAGACUACAAUAAUUUACAAAUCGACGCCUACUAACAACAAAAGCUCGGAAAAAAAAAAAAAGAAAAAUUAGAAACUAACUACGGUUAAAAUCCUAACUGAUAUAGAAGUAACCAUGGUUCAUUCAUCUGCUCCAAUCAAAACCUUUCCUUAUAAAAACCCCACCCUCACGAACGCCACAAAUAUAUUACGGCAAAAGAGCAAGGGAACCAAAUAGUUAGUGCAGGAAAGUGGAAAAGCUUUCUCAAGAAAGUGGCAAUAUAAAAAAGGUGAUACCUUCACUGGAAAAAUGGUGUUUUACGUCGAUGAAGAAGAGGUCUGGAAAUGUUCAAAGCAUCCUUCCAAACGAGGCCGUAGUGGAGUCUGUCCGGUUUGCCUCCGAGACAAACUAGCUUCUCUUUGCCCCAACUGUGCCCACGCGCGUCCUUGCGCGUGUAGCGCUACCUCAUCUUCCUCCUCAUUCUCCUUCUUUAGCUUCUCAAAUGCGGUUGCUGGGGACAACUCAGGUGUCGGCGCUCUCGGUCGAGUUUCCAAUCUCAUCGAAAGCGAGCCGGCCUUCCGACGAUCCAGAUCCCUCGCGAUUCCUUUUCUCCAAUCGAAACCGGAGAGUUUAAGCGAAAGGAAUGGAUUUUUGGCGAGUAAUAAGAGCAAGACGCCGUCUUUUUGGUCGAUGUUUAGAGCUAGUAAUAGGAGUAAGGGAUACGAGAGUGAAGAUCAUCAAAGAGAAAUUGAGAAAGAGAGAAUAGCGGCGGAUGAUGAACGGAGGAUGAUGAUGAAGAAGUCAAUGUCUGUGGCAAUGACAUCACAUUCCAGCAACGGAGAUUUGAAAUCAUCCCCGUCUAGUAGAGGGAAGGGCUGGUAUUUCCCGAGUCCGAUGAAGGUUUUCAGGCCAACUAGGAUUUCCAAAUUGGCUUUCCAAGAAAACUCUCCUUUGUACAGAGGUUGAUAUCUUUUAACUCUUUUUUUUUUUUGUUUUUUUUUUUCUGUCUUUAUCAUUUGUAUAGUAAAUAAGUAAAUGUCAAAAAUUAACAAUAGGAAGGAACAAAAUAUGACUAUAUUUUAAAACUUUUUGUAACUAAUGCUAAAGGUCAGAC